UCAUUCUUCUGUGCGAGGAGAUAGAAUUAGUGUAUCUUAACAAAGCUGAAAAAUAAAACUGAAAGAUUGAAAAAUGUCAAUAGAUUCGCCGUCGAAAACAGUGGCUUAUUUCCUGGACCCGGAAGUUGGAAGCUUUCAUUAUGGACCAGGUCAUCCUAUGAAGCCACAUCGUAUAGCUCUGACUCACUCUCUGGUGUUGCACUACAACCUUCAUAAGAAGAUGGAAAUAUACAGACCAUACAGAGCCUCGGCCCAUGAUAUGUGUAGAUUUCACUCAGAAGAGUACAUUGACUUCUUACAAAGAGUAACACCGAAUAAUGUGACCAAUUUCACUAAACAACUCAGUAUGUUCAAUGUUGGGGAUGAUUGCCCUGUAUUUGAUGGCCUGUAUGACUUUUGUUCUAUGUACACUGGUGCCUCUUUAGAAGGAGCUGUCAAACUCAACAACAAACACUGUGACAUAGCUGUCAAUUGGUCAGGUGGACUACAUCAUGCCAAGAAGUUUGAGGCCUCUGGGUUCUGUUAUGUGAAUGACAUUGUUAUAGCAAUAUUGGAGCUUCUAAAAUUCCAUCCCCGGGUACUUUACAUUGACAUCGAUAUUCACCAUGGAGACGGUGUACAGGAAGCAUUCUACCUCACCGACCGAGUGAUGACGGUGUCCUUCCACAAAUACGGAAAUUAUUUCUUUCCUGGCACAGGUGAUAUGUAUGAGAUUGGAGCAGAGAGCGGCAGACAUUACUCAGUAAAUGUGCCUCUGAAGGAAGGAAUCGAUGAUCAAACCUACAUUCAGCUGUUCCAGCAGAUAAUGAAGUCAGUGAUGGAAUUCUAUCAGCCAACCUGUGUCGUUCUACAGUGUGGUGCGGACUCCUUGGGCAGUGAUCGUUUAGGGUGUUUCAACUUGAGUAUAAAAGGUCAUGGUGAAUGUGUGAGGAUUGUUAAGGAAUUUGGCAUUCCUAUGCUGGUCUUAGGAGGAGGGGGAUACACAAAGAGAAAUGUGGCUCGAUGCUGGACCCAUGAGACAGCAGUGCUUCUUAAUGAGGAACUCAAUAACGAGAUUCCAUUUCAUGAUUAUAUCCAGUAUUUUGCUCCCGAUUUCACUCUUCAUCCUGAUGUCUCCAUUAAACAAGAGAAUCUUAACACAAAACAGUACCUUGAUAAUGUGAAAAUGACAGUGCAUGAGCACCUACGGAACCUGAUCAACUCCCCCAGCGUCCAGAUGCAGGAUAUUCCUCCGGAUCUUCUGAGUCUGGAGAACACGGAGGAACACGAUCCAGAUAUUAGAAAUCACCAAGAUCAGACGGACAAAAGAAUUGAGGCCAACAAUGAAUUUUUUGAUGGAGAUCAAGACAACGACAAAGAUGGCUUCCUGGAUGUCUGACAAACAGUGAUAUCUAGAGACAUCUGAGACACGUCAGAUUUAAAGGCAGCAGAUGCGUUUUAUAGGUGUUGUUGAUCAUCGGUCACUCAUCAGUGUGGAUUGAUUAUCGAUCAUACAUGACAGACAGUAUGGACAUACUUAUUUUCAGUUUUGAAUGGUUGGGUACUUUUAAAAGCACACAGAAGCUUCUUCAAGAAGUCAUGAAACAUGGGGCCCGCAGUGUGUUCAGACUGUUGUAAACAGAAUGUAUACUUGUUUGUACAGGAGACUUAAUGGAUCACAUUAUGUUCAUGUUGUUUUGUAUUCACUUUUUAAAAAAACUUGACUGAGUAGAAAUGUACAUUUUUCUAAUUGAAUGCAUGUGUAUUAAGUGUUUGAAUGUUUUUCAUUGAGUAUCUGUAUCAAGAAUGUUUAUUUACAAAAUCACAAAGAAAUGUUAUAAAGAUAAAUGAAGUUUUACUUAAUAAUAGCAGGCGAUCCUCCCCCCUCCCUGAAAUGUAUCUUAAUUUCAUUUUAUUUCAAACUAACAAGAAAAAUUAUGUGUUCCUUAAAUUACAAGAAAAAGAUCUUUGUUAUGCAAGACACUCUGGUUUAUCUCCAGCAGUAUGUAUUGUACUUGAAUGUAAUAAAUGUUUAAAAUCAA
This is a messenger RNA of Ostrea edulis (European flat oyster), 2021 nucleotides long. RefSeq names its product histone deacetylase 3-like. The transcript has 13 exons. Bases 74 to 1378 code for a protein of 434 amino acids. The record is from RefSeq and is a predicted model, not a curated record. Gene Ontology annotation, molecular function: histone deacetylase activity. NCBI's taxonomy places the organism in Eukaryota, Metazoa, Mollusca, Bivalvia, Ostreida, Ostreidae.